AUGAAGACGGCACCAGACGACCCGAAGAGUGGAACGGGAGGCAGGUGCCAUCGCACUGACCCACCCGACGACACCAAUCGGCGCGCACGCACGUGUGCGCGCAUCUGCCCUCCUAAUUGCCUUUACCUGCUCAACCCCUGCUCACCGCUGGCCGCCUGGGUAGAGGGUAUUGAAGACAAGCCCCGUGCCGCUGCGCCGGUUAGUGUCCCUAAUGAAGAAAACGCCAAAAUAGCCGAGAAACUUGUACUCGUAGAUGCCCGUGUAAGAGUGAAAACAUUAGCAGAAAGGAUUAAGCUAUCCGUGGGUACCAUUCAGACUAUUCUCCAUGAGCAUAUACAUCGCGUGUUGCGAAUGUUCAAGGCGCUUCAGAAACAAGUGGGAGUUGAGGGGUUGCGCGGAUUUUUUGGAGCCUUG
Molecule: messenger RNA, 414 nt
Organism: Iphiclides podalirius (scarce swallowtail)
Lineage: Eukaryota; Metazoa; Arthropoda; Insecta; Lepidoptera; Papilionidae
Source: the annotation of a GenBank genome assembly